This is a messenger RNA of Caenorhabditis bovis, 768 nucleotides long. The record is from the annotation of a GenBank genome assembly. Lineage: Eukaryota; Metazoa; Nematoda; Chromadorea; Rhabditida; Rhabditidae.
AUGUUUCCAUUGAUUCAAUCCCUCACGGCGACUCCAGAAUCUUUGGAAAUCGCCACAGAAGACGUGAUUCGUGAAUUUCACGAUGACGGCGUCGUCUAUUUGGAGCUACGCUCAACUCCAAAAUCGACAAAAUUUAUGAACAAGAGCGAAUAUGUCAAAACUAUAAUUAAAGGGAUUCAAAAUUGCGCAAAAAAAUAUGUCAUUGUUGUCACAUUGAUUUUGAGUAUUGAUCGGCGGCAAACUAUUGAAGAAGCUGAAGACACCUUAAAUUUAGCUCUAGAAGACGAUUCCGGUUUGAUUGUUGGCCUAGAACUUAGCGGAAAUCCAAUUCUCAACGGCGUCAAAUUCAUUCCAAUUUUGGAAAAAGCUCGAAAUGCCGGCCUCGGCGUCUCCGUGCACUUGGCCGAAAUUGAGGAGAAUUCCGACGAGAUUCUCGAUUUUCUUCGCUUCAAACCCGAUCGAAUUGGCCACGGCACAUUUCUUCAUACAAAUUCCGAGUUUGUAAGGCUCAUGGAGCAAUUGAAAAUCCCACUUGAAAUUUGCCUUACUUCCAAUACUUUGUGCAAAACAACGCCAACCAUCAAAGAUUCCCAUUUACCAUUUUGGCGGUCUCGCGGAAUUCCUGUGGCAAUUUGUGCGUCUGAAUCAUUUGGGUUCACGUUUGACGAUCUUCGACAAAUUUCAAAAGACUCGCUUCGAAUUUCAUUCGCCGCCCGAAAAUUGGAUGGAACGAUAAUUGAGAAAAUCGAAAAGUUGAUCGAUCUUUGA